AUGUCUAUCCAAACGCAGGACUCUCAAGAGACUCUUAAGUCUCUUUCUUUGAUUGCCGCACACUCGCACAUUUCUGGAUUGGGUUUGGAUGAAAACUUGCAACCAAAGCCUUCUUCCCAAGGUAUGGUUGGCCAACUACAAGCUCGUAGAGCUGCUGGUGUCAUUUUAAAGAUGGUUCAAAAUGGUACCAUUGCAGGUAGAGCUGUCUUAGUUGCUGGUCCACCAUCCACUGGUAAAACUGCAUUAGCUAUGGGUCUUUCACAAUCAUUGGGGAAGGAUGUUCCAUUCACUGCCAUUGCAGGUUCAGAAAUAUUCUCUUUAGAGCUUUCAAAGACCGAGGCUUUGACCCAAGCCUUCCGUAAGUCCAUUGGUAUCAAAAUCAAGGAAGAAACAGAAUUAAUCGAGGGUGAAGUUGUGGAAAUUCAAAUUGACAGAUCUAUUACCGGUGGCCACAAGCAAGGUAAGUUAACUAUCAAAACUACAGACAUGGAGACCAUUUACGAAUUGGGUAAUAAAAUGAUUGAAGGUUUGACUAAGGAAAAGGUUCUAGCGGGUGAUGUUAUUUCUAUCGAUAAAGCAAGUGGUAAAAUCACCAAGCUUGGAAGAUCCUUCGCUCGUUCUCGUGAUUACGAUGCCAUGGGGGCCGAUACUAAAUUUGUUCAGUGUCCAGAAGGUGAGCUACAAAAGAGGAAGACAGUUGUUCAUACUGUAUCAUUACAUGAAAUUGAUGUGAUAAACUCUCGUACCCAAGGUUUCCUAGCUCUAUUUACCGGUGACACUGGUGAGAUCAGAUCAGAGGUUCGUGACCAAAUCAACACCAAGGUUGCUGAAUGGAAGGAAGAAGGAAAAGCAGAAAUUGUUCCAGGUGUUCUAUUCAUUGAUGAGGUCCACAUGCUUGAUAUCGAAUGUUUCUCCUUUAUCAACCGUGCCCUAGAAGAUGAAUUUGCACCUAUAGUGAUAAUGGCAACUAACCGUGGUAUCUCCAAGACCCGUGGAACAAACUACAAGUCUCCUCAUGGUUUACCACUAGAUCUUUUGGAUAGAACGAUCAUAAUAACUACUCAGAACUACGAUAAGAGUGAAAUAAAAACCAUCUUGACUAUCAGAAGUACAGAAGAAGAAGUGGAAUUGACCCCUGAAGCUCUGGAUCUACUCACAAACAUUGGUACUGAAACAUCACUCCGUUACAGUAGCAAUUUGAUCAGUGUUUCUCAACAAAUAGCUCAGAAGAGAAAAUCAAACGUUGUUGACGUUGUUGAUGUUGAACGUGCUUACCUAUUGUUCUUAGAUAGUUCUCGUUCCGUCAAGUUUGUACAAGAAUUUGAAUCUCAGUACAUUGACAACCAAGGCCAGGUGAAUAUCAGCAUUGGUAAAAGCGAAGACGCUAUGGACACUAGCGCUUAA
Molecule: messenger RNA, 1404 nt
Organism: Kluyveromyces marxianus DMKU3-1042
Lineage: Eukaryota; Fungi; Ascomycota; Saccharomycetes; Saccharomycetales; Saccharomycetaceae
Gene: RVB2
Product: RuvB family ATP-dependent DNA helicase reptin
Exons: 1
Coding region: 1-1404 (467 amino acids)
Biological process (GO): box C/D snoRNP assembly; chromatin remodeling; regulation of transcription by RNA polymerase II
Cellular component (GO): Ino80 complex; Swr1 complex; R2TP complex
Molecular function (GO): ATP binding; ATP hydrolysis activity; DNA helicase activity
Source: RefSeq, a predicted model, not a curated record